This is a messenger RNA of Bombyx mori (domestic silkworm), 711 nucleotides long. RefSeq lists its product as uncharacterized. The record is from RefSeq and is a predicted model, not a curated record. The transcript is spliced from 2 exons. Gene Ontology annotation, biological process: iron-sulfur cluster assembly. The coding region runs from base 149 to 580 and encodes 143 amino acids. Gene Ontology annotation, molecular function: 2 iron, 2 sulfur cluster binding; 4 iron, 4 sulfur cluster binding; iron ion binding. Gene Ontology annotation, cellular component: mitochondrion. NCBI's taxonomy places the organism in Eukaryota, Metazoa, Arthropoda, Insecta, Lepidoptera, Bombycidae.
CAAUGUCAAUUGUGGUACACCUAUGUACAUAGAUUAUACACUUCCUAUGUAUGUCUCAAGUAUCUUUAUGUAGGCUGUGACUAGAAUAGAAUUAAAUAAUAAACUUAGUUAAAGCACUGGAAGAUAUUUUUCUAGAAUACGAAAGAAAAUGUUUUUACGUUUUAGAAAUUUACACCAGUUAAAAAAGUUUGUUAAUGUAAACACAUUAAACAAAAGAUUCUCCCAAGAACCAGCAACUUCUGUUUCAAGUACAGAUAUCAGUAUUAGUGACAAUUGUGUACAAAAAUUAAAAGAAUUAUGUAAAGAAAACGAUACCUUUCUGAGGCUUUGUGUAGAAAGUGGUGGAUGCUCUGGAUUCCAGUAUAAAUUCAACUUAGACAAUGUUGUUGAUAGUGAUGACAGGAUAUUUGAAAAAAAUGGUGUCAAAGUGGUGGUUGAUGAGACGUCACUUGAGUAUAUUAAAGGUUCAACAAUAGAUUAUCACACUGAACUUAUUAGGUCUGCUUUCCGAGUGCAACAGAACCCAAAUGCAGAUAUAGGUUGCUCUUGCGGUGCUAGUUUUUCUAUAAAAAUUGAUUGAAAUGGCCAUAUUAAACCACUGUAAAUUUUUUAUGCAAUUAUGGAAAAUAAUUUAGUUAAGAAAUGAAUGAUUAGAUAGAUUAUAAUAUGUGUUUUAAUAAUACUUAGUAAUUAAACUGUAAAAACAAUCUA